GACGUCACCAGGAUCUAACCGACACAUGUUUCUCCUGCUCGAGCAAGUUGCAACGCGAAAGCCAUGGGGGACUCGCCUUCACCACCAGGACAGUCAAAAUAUCAAUAUGAUUCUUUUGAUUUGGAGCAAUCCAGUGUUUCCCCUUCACCAACUCUUACGAUACCUCAGGGACGCGAUGGUGAACGCAGUCUUUUGAUGAGUGAGGUCAUAAGGCUAUACAAGGAAAGGUAUCGCCUGGCUCGCAUGCACAGGAAAGCAGAACUCCGUGUUGCUGUGAGCCUGAAACGAAGGAGGCAGAGUGAAGAUGGUGAAGAAGAUGGUGAUGAUGACGAUGAUGAUGGGGGACACACAGAUUGGGCAGCAGAGGCAAACAAAGCCAGGUCUGCUUUACUGGAAGCUGACCAAGCAGCUUCGGCGCAGGAACUCCAAUACCGGCUGCUACUGGAAGAAUCCAAAGCUAAAGCUGAACAAGGUGCUGCUCAGGCAUACCAGGCACUCGACAUGCUGAUUGAGCAACAAAGAAAUCUGGUAAAGAGGAGUUUCUCAGCAUUACCUCCAGAGAAGAAUCAGAAAGAGAUCGUUGAAAACCUGUUACAGAAGCAGCUUCAAGUACAAGAACAGUUGCAACAAGCAAGGGCAGCAUACUUCAGCUUAGCCAUAAAAAAGCAACAGCUAGAGGAAGAUCUACAAAGAAAGCAAGAUGCCAUUGAUGACCAGGUUAGCAUUGCAGAAAUGCUGCGACUAGUGGUGGAAACUGAAUCCUUCACUGAGGAAACAGGAGUUCAGGAAAGUUCUAUACUAGCACACAGAGCAGCCUUGAAGAAAACUGAAGCACUGAUAGUUAGACACCAGCAACAACAACAAGAGUUAUCAAGUCAGGUCAAGGAAGCUGAGGAAAUUGUUUCUCAGUUUCAACAGCAGUUACAGCAGAAAAAGGAAGAGCGAAAGGCACUAUCAGAAAAGCAAGCAGCAUCGCAGCGAAAGAAGUCCGUGAACCUUAAGCCUGCAACUCGUCUCAUCCUGGAACCUAUCUUGGCAAGAGACCUUCAAACAAAGUUGUCCUUGAAAGUAACUCUGGAAGAUGAACUGCAGCGUCUAAAAACAUCAUGCAGUAGAAACAAGAAACACUGAAGGGUUGGUAUUUUCUUAUGCAGUUUUGCCACCAUUUACAUUUAAGUUUUUCAAAAAUGGUCAGUAAAAGUGCUACAUAAAUUUCAGAAUAAAAGAAAGUUCUUGAAAUAUAUCAUAUAAAUGAAUCAAGACCAUAACUAAAUUCUGCUUGAAAAUAGUUUCUGUUUACAUAAAUAUUUGAAAAAAUGUCUGUGGACUGAGAGACUAAUGCAAAAUGGCUCAUUAUUUUUCCAGACAUUGUUCAAGUAUUUCUAUAACAGCAACUACUUUCAGACAGAAUUUAUUCAAAACCUAACCUACUAAAGUAACAAAAGUAAAGUCAGUUUAUAACUUAAAACAUAUUAUACUGAACUGACAAGAUUUCACAAAAGCAUUACAGGUGAUUUUUGCUAUACAAUAGGGAUAGGUUUUUGAGUAAUAUUAUUAUGCAAUCAAUCACAUAACAAACAUAUAAAAUGGUUUAGUGGAGAUACGUUCCUAACCACUCAAAGAUAACAUUAGCAAAAGCAAACAUGACUUCCAUAACAAAUGCAAAAUAUUUAAAUAUAAAUUACAUAAAAAGACAAGAGCAAUGCAUGGCAUAAUUCGAUUGAUAACAUUUAAGAACUGGAGCAGUAAAAUUUGAGAUAAAAUAUUUAUUAUAAGAUUGCUUGGUAAAGACAU
This is a messenger RNA of Macrobrachium nipponense, 1794 nucleotides long. RefSeq names its product differentially expressed in FDCP 6 homolog. The record is from RefSeq and is a predicted model, not a curated record. The coding region runs from base 64 to 1131 and encodes 355 amino acids. The transcript is spliced from 9 exons. Lineage: Eukaryota; Metazoa; Arthropoda; Malacostraca; Decapoda; Palaemonidae.